Molecule: messenger RNA, 2448 nt
Organism: Nothobranchius furzeri (turquoise killifish)
Lineage: Eukaryota; Metazoa; Chordata; Actinopteri; Cyprinodontiformes; Nothobranchiidae
Source: RefSeq, a predicted model, not a curated record
AUGAGGCGGGGGUGUACCCCGCCUGAUUACCCAUUGACCGUUGGAGAUAGGCACCAGUUCCCCCACGACCCAACAUGGACACAUCGGAACGGGAUAGACUUCAACCGACAGAUAAAAACAGAAGACAUCAACGACUCGCCUCAUUCAUCCACCUCAGUGAAGAUAUGUCACCUUCCACAGGGCUCUCCAGUGCAGCUGAGUGGGGAGCUCCCAUCUCUCCAUCCCAUGCAACCACUGGUUCUGAUGCAACCUGCUCACCCCUCCCCCUUCCUGCUCUCCCAGAGUCCCUCCAGCCACCAAGCCCUUCUGCAGCCAAACCUGCUGUCCCUUCCUACUCAGAGUCAACCCGGUCUCCUUCAGCAUCAGUCUGGACUGGCUCUGACUCCGCAGGCUAUGAGUCGUUCUGGUUUGGUUGGGCCGUCUAUGUCUAUGGAGAACCACAUGGACAUGUCCCAUCUGCAGAUGCCCAAGCACAUGUCAGUAGCACCACAGGAAGAACCCAACGAUCUGGAGGAACUGGAGCAGUUCGCCAAAGCGUUCAAGCAGAGACGCAUCAAACUGGGCUUCACUCAGGGAGACGUGGGCCUUGCUAUGGGAAAACUGUACGGGAAUGAUUUCAGUCAGACCACGAUAUCUCGGUUUGAGGCUCUCAACCUCAGCUUCAAAAAUAUGUGCAAGCUCAAACCUUUGCUGGAGAAGUGGCUGAGUGAUGCAGAGAGCUCUCCUUCAGACUCCAUGAGCACUUCCACCUCCCUGCCUCCUCUGAUGGAGGGCUACGGACGCAAACGGAAAAAGAGGACAAGUAUAGAAACAAACAUAAAGCUGACUUUGGAGAAACGUUUUCAUGACAAUCCCAAACCCAACUCGGAGGAGAUAACCCUGAUCUCAGAGCAGCUAUCCAUGGAGAAGGAAGUGGUUCGAGUUUGGUUCUGUAAUCGAAGGCAGAAGGAAAAGAGAAUCUACUGUCCAGUGGCUGCUUUACCAGUCAAAUCUCACAGCUACAACUCCAGAAUGGCCUCCACGUCUGGGUCCUACAGCCCUCUGGCUUCAGGUGCAGUUUCCUCCAGUUCCUCCCCAAACAGUGCGAGUCGUGAACCGUCUCCCAACGGUUUGGCCUCAGCUUCAGUUGCUCUGACCUCUCCGGUUAACCCAGCUUCUUACAGCGCACCGGGGUCCUGGUACCGAGCUUGGAAUUCUGCUCCAUAUCACCACUGAGAAACAUGAACUGUGUGAUAUGAAGCUUUCAGACAUUGUUGGAAUUGAGAAGAUUGGGAAACACAACGUUCCUGUUUUGAGCAGAGUUACAAAUAAAACACCUAAACGGACUCAUGAAACGACUCAGAAAGACAAGCUGAGAAUUGCAACGCAACAUCAAAAUCCUUCCAACCCUCAAUUCAAUAUCAGUUCAGGUCCCAGAAGACUGAAGCUGUUUGAUUAAUGCUCACAGGAGCCUUUAUUCUUGAAGAUGAAGGACAAAGAAGGAUCGACGUAUCAGAAACACUGGUGGGAAGUCUCGUGUUUGCGUCUGUAAGCUCAAUUUAUUAAAAUGUUGAAGGAUUCAACUUCUUUUCCUUUAGCCACCCGUUCUGCAAAGGCCUGUUUGUUAACAUGCUUUUUCAUUUUAGUUUUUAUCGGUCACAUUUGAAAAAAAAAAAAAAAAGAAUAGAAAUUUGAAGUCAUUCUGUUCUAAAUCAGCAGUUUUCCUAUUUUACUUAUGACUGAUGAAAAAACAAAGACAAUGUAUAAAACCUAUGAUUUCUAUAAGCUUUGGUCAUUUUCCAUCCUUGAUGGGUUUUUUUAAUUCUAAAAUGGUUUUGAAGGUCACUAAAAUUGGCCUAAAAUCGAAUGACAGUGGCUCUGAAAUGCACAAACAAUCUUGGUUUUAGGAAUAAUAAUAUGAAGAAAAGUGUCCUACUUGUUCACACUUACCAGAACAAUAAAUGAGCAACAUCUCUUUAAUACUAUUUGAAAGUAGAGUUCAUAUACUCCUUUGUAAGUAACUUAAAAUGAGAUUUAGAACACUUGUUAGUAUUUCACAACUGUUUUUGGACAAGAAUGGAGCUCUGUGGCACUCAGGAACAAGAUGAAUCAGAAAUGUUAAUAAAAUCUUUUUUUGUGUGUUUUGAUCAGAUUUGUUUACUUUUAAAAAGCAAAACAUGACUAGACUUCUCCGUCUGCUGGACAUGAGAACUUGAGCCUGCGCCAGUCCAACAUAAGGCUUCUGUCUUCCUUAUUUUCAACUUUUGUUGUUUCUUCUUCAUAACAGCUGGUAAGAUAUCGACUGUUUUGUUGUUUAAUAUUUUCUUUUUUGCAUGUUCCUUGUGUUUUAUUUAAUUUUGUGGAAACAUGCUUCAGUAGUCUGAUAGUCUGAGUUAUUCAUUUGACUGAACAUGACAUUUUAUGUUGCAGUAGGAACAAUCAAACAUAAAAUAAACUUUUUUGACUGAA